CCUCGUCCAGGAAGCCCGUCCUUACCACUCCGAUCAGUCGCCGUUUACUUCCCGCCCGCGACGGUCAGUUCGUGUUAACGACCGCUCGUGUUUGAUUUCUCUCCCCUCGUAGUGUGCGAACGUUCAGUGUGUGACCCUCUCUUCGUGUUGUAUUCGCCCUUGUGACAAUCUCUUCCUCUGCUCGUGCUUUUCGUAUUGAUGAAGUGAAAUGGCCUCAGUCAUUGGAAAACCUAUUGGAUUGAUUAACUUGAGCGCUAACAACGCCGGCCUAAAGCGUCUUCACAACGGAACUGCAGUCAUCGUAACUUCGCCCUCCCAGGUAUCUCCUAUCCCCGUUACUCAGAUAAAGACCGAAGACAGAGGUACCGUCCUGGUCACUAACAAUAAUAACACCAACAUCGCCAACAACAACCCCAAUACAGGCUCGGAGUUGCUGCGGUGCAAGCGGAGGAUAAAUUUUGCAUACUCUAACAUGGCCAACCAUCAACCAGCCUCUGUUGCGCGCCGAAAUGCUCGUGAACGAAACCGUGUAAAGCAAGUCAACAACGGAUUCGCAACCCUACGUUCUCACAUUCCCGUUCAGGGCUCUUAUAAUCAGAAUUCUUCAUCUAGAAGCUCGAAUAAGAAACUCAGUAAAGUCGAGACCCUUCGCAUGGCUGUAGAGUACAUUAGAUCACUGCAAGAACUGUUGGACGGUAACACACAUCCAUCCUCGAGGGACCAAAGCUAUUACCCGGAAGACUCCUUCAAGCUUGAGUCAAUGUCCCCGACGUGCUCUGAAAACUCUUCUUCACCACCACCCUCAUCCUAUACGUCUGAGGGCUCUUACAAUACGCCAGCCUACGCACCCAUGAGCCCGGAGGACGAAGAUUUAUUAGAUGUGAUAUCCCUUUGGCAGCAGAGCCAGUGACGUUUUUAUGUCAAAGGUUUCGUAUGUUGUGUUUGGGAAUCCCUUAUAACGGAACUCCUAUGGACGAAUUGCAGAGUAUUUCAAAGCCUAAACCAACAUGGUCUUGAAUCGUUGUUAUUAUUUACCUGAUCUCACACGGACUCUUGCAAAUAUGUUGUAAAUAGAAGAAACUACGUGAUCAGUCGGUUCUAUGACAUGACUACCCGAAUGGAUUAACAUAAGCCGAACUCUCGUGUUUGCAAAACUCCUUACCCAAAAAUGUGAUUGUUGUGUAAUUAAGUGCCUCCUCAGAAAACGACGGCCUUUUGUUAUUAUUGUUAUCGAAUUCAGAUUCUUUUUCCCUAAUGUAUAUUAUACUUUUUGACAAUAUGCGUCCGUGUAAAGUACAAGUGGCUGGCUCAUAUUUUCUUAGUCUUCAUAAGCAAAAUAAUGUGAAGCAAGCGCAUCUAUUUUCGAUCACUUUUACGACCAAGAAAAGAACCCUUUGUUUCACUAUUGAUCCGUGAAGUGCCUUUAUUCAAUAGCUCCCGUACAGUAUCAUUCCUUAAAAAACUGUUUUUAACACUUUCCCCCAAAGCAGCUCUGUGGUCGAUAUUAGUCGUAUGUGCUUCAACUUCAUUUUAAAAAGCAUUAAAUUCAUGUGCGUCUUAUAGUAACCAUAAUAGUGAGCUGUAUUUGCAAAUUAGGUUUCACUGCCUUUGGAACAUUCUGGGCUGGCAGUUUCAUGCUAAUAAGUCUCAAAAGUAAAUGUUGAUCUUCAAUGAUAUCAUAGCGCUAUGACUACGUGUCGUCGGUGUCGUUUCAAAACUCACGUCACUCUCAAACUGAAUAAUUUAUACUCAUCACGCACAUACCAUUGCAUUCCAAUGCAUGACUCCGGAACUUAGAUUUUCAAUAAAAUCACUCAAUGUCUAGUCAUUUUUAUUAAGUGCAUUUUUUAAUUUAUUAUCGCUCAUUAAUUUUGUAAACUUGUAUAAUAUAUCUUAUUUUGUAUAUUUCUGUUCAAAUUCGUUUCAUUGAUAUUCCUUUUAGGUCUGUUAAAGUUAUUAAAAAAUCAGUGCUUUAAUUUUAUUUCCUCGACAAAUACAUGUCUUAGUGAGCUACCGCAUUGCAGGCACCACUAAAUUUUCCAAAAAUGAUCAGCACAGGUAGUUUAGGUAAAAAACACCCAGAGUAGUUUUUAGCUAAACUGGUCACUCGCAUUGUCAAUGCGAAUGUGCCUUUGCCAGGUGCCUUUGCGUCUCAUCUACUAUAUUUUCUUGAAAAAGAAAAACAAUUUGUAUUGCAUUUCUUUAGAGGUUUUCAUCCCUGCAUUUUGUUAUCAAAAUGUUUUCCAAUACUUAACGACUUGUGAAUUUCUUAAUGUGGCACAUUAAUGAGGGGGUUGGAGGACAAAGCGUAGGUAUAAAUUCAGUUUCUGGAAAAAAUGAGAUUAAUGAUUUCAAGUAAAACUAGCCUGAAUGCAUAUUCUGUGAAAAAUUCACUCCCAAAUUCCAAUUUUUAAGCAUCAAAAAGUCAGUUUGAACUUUCUUUCCACCAUAAGGAUCUAUGCCGUUUCGAAACUUCAAACACGUUUUUCUCGAAAGAGCGAAAACUGCUAUUGCGCGACUUGUCCUCCAAACCUUUCAAAUAGUGAAGUAUUUUUUACAGAUAUGAAUAUUUUAUAAAAGUAGAAGCUUGACCUUCAAAACUUUUUAAUUUCAUAGAAGAUCUUUGAUUGUUUUUAAUUUACUUUUAUUCGCACACAUGGCAUUCAAAUUAUAUUUUGCCAACAAAUCCGUGCAAUUUGUCAACGAUUUAAAAAAAAAAAAAGCACCCAUCAUAAUAUUAGUAAUCGGAAAUCCUAGAACAAAUUAUUUUAUAUAUCUUUCUUCUUUGGUAAUGUUUUAAUCACUCACGCAAAACAUGGAUAGUCAGCUUUGCGACAUCUUUUUAAGUGCAUGUUGAAGUUAUUCCUUUUGAUACUUUUAUAUUUUGUACAAAAUCAAACCAGUGAUAUUUUACCUACUGUUGUUGUAAAAGAAUUCCCGUUCAUCAUGAUCAAACAAUAUCAUCAGUAUUCUAGAUCCAUGUAACUCAUAAGACUUUAGAAUAAAUUGAUCCAAAUAUUA
Molecule: messenger RNA, 3021 nt
Organism: Bemisia tabaci
Lineage: Eukaryota; Metazoa; Arthropoda; Insecta; Hemiptera; Aleyrodidae
Source: RefSeq, a predicted model, not a curated record